Molecule: messenger RNA, 2175 nt
Organism: Adineta steineri
Lineage: Eukaryota; Metazoa; Rotifera; Eurotatoria; Adinetida; Adinetidae
Source: the annotation of a GenBank genome assembly
AUGUCUUUAAAUACAUGUAUUUUAAAAUCAGCUAUCGAAACAAAAAAAAAAAAAUCAAUGCCAAUGACAGACGCAAGUAAUCAACAAACCGAUUCACCAUCAUCAUCACCACAUGAUAGUAGUAGUGGUAAUAGUAUAGAUAUUCAAGCAAUAGCAGCCUCGAAUCGUCGAUCUCAACGACAACGAAAAAAUGUCCAACCAAAUAUGCGAAGUAGCUCAUUAACAACAACAAUUCUAAAUGAAAAUGGUCAUGCCAACGACUAUUUAUUAGAAACAACCAAAGAGAAUGAUAAUCAUCAGAAAGAAAAACGUUCUUUACCUGUUAUUAUAGAUAAACUUGUUUUUAAAACAUCAAAAUUAAAUCCAAAUUUACCUUAUUGGACAGUUACUGAUCGACAAAGUGAAUGGUAUAAACUUACGACACCCGUUAAUCAAUCAACAAGCAAUUGUAAUAAUAACAAUAAUACAUAUCAAUCAUCAUUAACAGCAUCUUAUCGAUUAUUACCAACUAUAUUCGAAAGAAAAAAAUCUAAUUCUAAUCUAAACGAUCAAACUGAUGAGCUAACUAAUACAACUCAAUUGAUAAUGAAAGUAGUCAUGCAUGAACUUGAUUAUGAUAUGGAUGAUAAUGAUCUUGAAUUUUUAAAUGAUCUAAAUCAAUAUAUGAAUAUUGAACAACGACGUCAAAUGACUGAAGAAGAAUUUGAAAAUGCAAUAAUUAUAUUAGAAUAUUAUACAGCUGAAAAAAUUCGUUUAUAUCUUAAACAACAAUUAUGUGAAGAUGAAGAUAUUGUAUGUGAUAUAUGUUUGUUACCAGAUGCUGAUGAUGAGAAUGAAAUGGUUUUUUGUGAACGAUGUAAUGCAUGUGUACAUCAAAAUUGUUAUGGAAUAUCAGUUAUACCUAAUGGAACAUGGCUUUGUAAAUCAUGUUCAAUUUUAAGACGACCUGCUUGUUUACUUUGUCCAAAAUUGGGUGGUCCAAUGAAAUGUACACCAAGCGGAACUAUUUGGUGUCAUUUAACAUGUGCUCUUUGGUUACCUGAAUUAAAAUUUGGUGAUUAUGUUAAAAUGGAACCAAUAUUAAAUUUAGAUAAAAUUCCACAUGCACGAUGGACACUUCGUUGUAUUGUUUGUUCAACAUCAGAAGGAGCUUGUGUACAAUGUGCACAUAAAAAUUGUCGUACACCAUUUCAUGUUACUUGUGGCCUUUCAGCUGGAUAUUUUCUUGAUGUUCAACAAAGUUCAUCAGAGGGAACAGCUGGUUUACGUUCACAAUUUAAUGCCUAUUGUCUUAAACAUUCCGAAGAAGCUCGACAACGUUCUGAACCAGAAUCAUCAUUAAAUUUAAAUACAGAUGAUGAUUCAUCAUGUUUACCUUCAAAUAUUCCUUUAACAGUUUAUCAUCGACAAAAACUUAAACUAGAUGAAUGGACACCAAAAUCUUAUGAAAAUUUUCAUACGUUUAUUCUCUCAUCACAUUUAAAUGAUGACUGUCCACAAGAUUAUGAUGAAUCUAUAUCAAAUAAAAUUUAUAAUUAUUGGAAAGAAAAACGAAUUAUAAAUAAAAAUUUUCCAUUAAUUAAACGUAUUGAUUUUGUUCUUGAUCAACGUGAAAAUGCUGAAUUACUUCUUGCACAAAUAAAUAAUUAUCUUAAAAUAAGAAAUAAAAUCCGACAGCUUCAAAAUUAUUGUAAAUCUACAUUAUAUACUCCAUCGUCUUCAUCUCUUCUUAAUCAACGUCUUGAAAAUUUAAAAUUAUCAUUUUCUAUUAAAACACAACGUCAUAAUAAAUCUUCUUAUUAUAAAUUAAUUGAAGAUUCCAAACGUUGUAUUGUUGCUUUAGAAACAACAUAUCGUGAUGCGCUGGAAUUAAAUACAACAUAUCUUGUAGGAAAAACAUUAGAAGGCGAAACAAUGUUAUUACCAAAACAACUUAUAGAACAAGCUAAUGUUAUUACAAUAAAUGAUGAUCAUAGUAUUAAAGAAGAAGCAGAAGAAGAAGAAGAAGAAGAGGGUGAUGAUGAAGACGACACUGAAGAACUAGAUAAGAUUCAUUUGGAUAUAGCCAAUGAAAAUAAACAUGAUGAGAAACAAACAUCAGUAAAAGAUAUUAUAAAAACACCUUAUAUAUCUCAAGGAAAUGUUGUUCGAUGUGUUACAGGAUCUUUCGAUUAA